GUUGUAGUUGCGCUGUCACCCCGCUCGGGUCAAUUCCAGUCAAAAGUUCCCCUUCGCUUACCCACCUCCUCUCCCUCUCGAACCCUCCUACCCUUCCAAACCCUAGCAUUUUCCCUUCCCAUCUCGAGCUGCCUAUGGCCGACGGCGAGCCGGAGGCGCCGGCAGAGGAUAUCCAUCCAUGCCCGGAGGCGUCGUCAGCCGAGGUGGAGAAGCACCCGCCGCCGGAAGCCCCCGAGGCGUCUCCGGCCAAGACGAAGCCAGAGAAGAAGGUGGUGACGGAGACGCUGGUGAAGGAGGUGAGCAAGUCGGGACCGAAGGAGAUAGAGAAAGAGGUGAAGGUGAAAGUGGAGAAGGAGAAGGAAAAUGUGGAGAUCGAGGCGACGCUGCAGCCGACCGGAGCUGGCACGGAGGCUCCCAUCCUUGCGGUGCCGAUGUUGGCCGUGCCGUGCUUCAUCGCUCCUCCAGGGUUUGCGGGCCAGUUUGCAAUGAGCCAUCAAGCAGCUUUGUCAAGUGUUACAGCUCAGGCACAAAUACAAUUGCAAUCACCAGCCUCAUCUGCAUAUUCAGAAGGGCUGCCGAGUCCAUUUCCACAUCCUAUAACACCUAAAGCUAUUCGGCCACUACAGCAAGCACCAUCAGUAACUCAAGGAAGUGUUGGAAGACCAAUUGCAGAGAGGCCAUCCUCAUCUGAGUCAAAAUUGCAACAUCAUGCAGCUAUAAAUAUUGUGGGUGAUGGCUUCAAUUGGAGGAAAUAUGGUCAGAAGCAAGUGAAAAGUAGUGACAAUUCUAGGAGCUACUAUAGAUGCACAAACUCAAGUUGUUUGGCUAAAAAGAAAGUUGAGCAUUGUCCUGAUGGCCGUAUUAUAGAAAUCAUAUAUAGAGGAACACACAGUCAUGAACCACCACAGAAGACCAGAUUUGUAAAAGAGAGGUUGCCUCAUAUUUAUGUCCCCCCCAUAGGUGAUGAAACUCUGCAACUUGCGAACAGUGAAAUUGUGGAAUCCCGUACAAUGACAUGUAAAUUAAACAAGAGUGAGGCCAUCGAAAAUUCUGAACAGCAGCUCUUUUGCUCAAGUGAUUGUGAAGGGGAUGUUGGUAAUAAGUCAGAAGAUGAACAUCGUAGUGCAGAGUCGCAGCCAAAGCGAAGGAUAGUUGAAGCGACGACAUCUAACUUAACUCCAGUUCUCCGAACUGUCAGGGAGCAAAAGAUUAUCGUGCAGGCUGCAAAGAUGAGCGAUGGGUACAGAUGGCGUAAGUAUGGGCAGAAAAUUGUGAAGGGAAAUCCAAACCCAAGGAGCUAUUAUCGCUGCACACAUGAUGGGUGCCCUGUCCGUAAGCACGUUGAAAGAGCACCAGAUGACAUAAACAAUAUGGUAGUAACCUAUGAAGGUAAGCACAACCAUGGUCAACCUUUUAGAAGCAGCAACGAAUCAAGGAACGAAUCCGUCUCUGUGAUCACCCCAGCAAUGACAAUCACAGAGCAAUCCAGAAUAGUGUCUUCAACAUCAGAUCAGAAGCUUCCAACCAGCACAGAGAAGGCUGCUGACAGUGAGUCUACAAUGGAUACGACUUUAGAACUUGGAGGUAAGAAGCCACCAGAGAGUGCACAAACUCUGCACAGCAUGAAAAUUAAUCCAGACGGCCUGAAGAAUUCCCUCCUGAAAGAUACUUCUGCAGCAGUUCCUGUCCAAAACAAUUGAUUUGCGAGGAUAGGUUCGAUUCAACUAAUGCAUUAGUUUGUGUUAUUUAUAUUUAUUGGUUACGUGAGCUGUUGUUGGGUUAGCUUCUAUAUGUUAGAUGAGGGUCAGCAUUGUGCGCAGCAUCAUUGGAUUGCCAGAAGUUGGGACAGAGAAUCUAGGUUCAGAAAGCCAUGAUGAAACUUACAGUUGUCCCUUUGUAUAGAUUUCCAAUCCUUACCGUGUAUAGGUAUUGUAUCGCCUCUGAGGCUAAGCAACCAGGGAGACAAAGAACCUGAAUGUGUGGAGUUCUCUUUAGCUGUAUUGUUCAGUUGGAUUCAUCACAAACUUCAACUGAUCUGAGAUAUGAUGGAUUCAUUUGUUGUUA
Hordeum vulgare subsp. vulgare (domesticated barley) is the source of this 2064-nucleotide messenger RNA. RefSeq names its product probable WRKY transcription factor 4. NCBI's taxonomy places the organism in Eukaryota, Viridiplantae, Streptophyta, Magnoliopsida, Poales, Poaceae. Gene Ontology annotation, biological process: regulation of DNA-templated transcription. Bases 135 to 1700 code for a protein of 521 amino acids. The record is from RefSeq and is a predicted model, not a curated record. Gene Ontology annotation, molecular function: DNA-binding transcription factor activity; sequence-specific DNA binding. The transcript is spliced from 4 exons.